AUGCCGGGCGAUCAUGAAGCCUUCCAACUUCAACAAUCCAGCGCAUCUGCGCAAUACGCUCCAGACCCCAUCUCAACUUCUCAGAGUGGAAAGAGGACAUCGCAACCAAGAAGAGCGCGAAGACCCAUACGAUAUACCCAAUUCUUCGAAUCCUUCGACGAAGACGCAGAAGAAGAACGAAGCCUGAGGGGCGACUCCAAGGCUUGGCAGUCUACAGACUCCGAGGCUGAAGAGGAUGCUCGCAUUGAACGCAGCAUGGGUGUUAUAAGGAAGAAUGCGGCAUCUCGGGGUAGUGAAGGGGGAACCAAGUAUCAUUGUGAUGUCUGCAGCGCAGACAUCACCGCAACAGUGCGCAUUUCGUGUGCUGAGUCUAGCUGCGUUGACUACGAUCUUUGCGUCCAGUGUUUCGCGAAUGGCGAAACGAGCAACAACCAUGAUCCAAGGACCCAUAGAUACUGUGUGAUCGAGCAAAACUCUAUUCCUAUUUACGCCGAAGACUGGGGCGCCGAUGAAGAGUUACUACUCCUGGAAGGCGCGGAGAAAUAUGGUUUGGGGUCCUGGGCUGACAUCUCCGAACAUAUUGGAGGCUACCGUGGCAAAGACGAGGUGCGGGAUCACUAUAUCAAUACCUAUGUCAACAGUAGUCUAUUCCCACUGCCCGAGCUUGCAGACCCCAAGGACAUAAGGCUCUUUGAGAAGAUACCGAAAGAUGUAUUUCAAGCUCGCAAGAAGCGACGGAUUGAGGAGCGGAAAGAGGCUGCCAAAUCGGCACCACCUGCCACACCCAAGCAGAAACCAACAGCUUCCGUCCCGUCCUGCCAUGAGGUACAAGGUUUCAUGCCUGGUCGCCUCGAGUUCGAGACAGAAUUCGCCAAUGACGCUGAAGAAGCGGUUCAGCACAUGCAGUUUGAGCCGGGAGACGGCCUAGAUCCCGUGACGGGCGAAAUGGAUGAGGAGACGACAUUGAAAAUGACAGUUUUUGACAUUUACAACUCACGUCUCAUGGCCCGGAUGGAGCGGAAGAGGAUAAUUUUUGAGCACAACCUAUUAGAGUAUAAGAAAAACAGCCUCAUCGAUAAGAAAAGAACUAAGGAGGAGCGCGAUCUCCUCAAUAAGGCCAAGCCUUUUGCGAGGAUGAUGAACCACGAAGACUUUGAAAGCUUCACAAAAGACCUCGCACUCGAGCAAAACCUGCGAACCGCGAUUCAGCAGCUACAAGAAUGGAAGACCAUGGGUAUUAGCGAUCUCAAGCAUGGCGAAAAGUACGAGACCGAGAAGCAGAAUCGAGCUCAGCGUGCUCAGCCUCAGGGACAGUUUGAUCGAUUAGCCUCAUCCAUACAGAAGAAAUCAAACCAGCCUCAAGCAGACACAAUCACUGAAGUAUCCAAGCUGACCGGACCAGAAUUGCCGCAUCGUUUCCAAAAGAAAUCGAAAACAGUGCCUCAGUUCACUGAUACUAAGCCUCCUGUGCUAAACGACUUCGACAAGAUGUUCGCAGAAGCCUCCAAUGGAGCCCUUUCUCCGCCAGUGCAGAAGCCGAAGAUGCGGUACGUGGUACAGCCGCUGAAUGGGACAACACCCUGGAAGCUGGAAGAAGAAAGACCAGCACCGCCAGAUUUCCAAUUGCUGAGCGAGGAGGAGAUUCAGCUUUGCAAUGCACUUCAUAUACGGCCAAAAUCAUAUAUCAUUAUCAAGGAAGCAUUGCUCCGCGAGGCAAUGAAGCAAGGAGGCUUCUUGAAGAAGAAAGAGGCGAGGAGUAUUUGCAGGAUCGAUGUCAACAAGGCCAAUCGCGUCUUUGACUUCAUGAUUCACAGUGGCUGGAUCACAAAAGCAUAG
Molecule: messenger RNA, 1836 nt
Organism: Endocarpon pusillum Z07020
Lineage: Eukaryota; Fungi; Ascomycota; Eurotiomycetes; Verrucariales; Verrucariaceae
Exons: 4
Coding region: 1-1836 (611 amino acids)
Biological process (GO): chromatin remodeling; regulation of transcription by RNA polymerase II
Cellular component (GO): SAGA-type complex; nucleus
Molecular function (GO): zinc ion binding; chromatin binding; transcription coactivator activity
Source: RefSeq, a predicted model, not a curated record